This is a messenger RNA of Coregonus sp. 'balchen', 24036 nucleotides long. Lineage: Eukaryota; Metazoa; Chordata; Actinopteri; Salmoniformes; Salmonidae. The record is from the annotation of a GenBank genome assembly.
CAUCCCAGCAGACGUGUGAGCCAGUGGCGGUCCCUGAAAACCAGAAUGCCUGGAUCAGGGUGAGAGAGAUGCUUCCAGGCUGCUGGACCAACUACACCACUCAGGACAGCAAAGAGGUUCACAUCCUCAGCCUGCACUAUACUACUGGGGUAAGGCAAUCUACUGUAUACAGUUUGUCUGUCCUAAACUACUGUGGAAGGCUUCCACUGCAUUUCAAUCGACCAGUAUGCUCAGUCUGAAGAUGUCCAGGAUUAAGACACAGGUUCCAAUAUGCAGUACACUGAUAUGUGAGGUAAUAGGAUUUUACUGUAGUCAUAUUUUUUCAAAUGACUGUAGCCAUAGUUUUUCAAAUAACACCAUAGCAUUAACUUUUCAAAAUGUUCUGCAUUGUUAGAUUACAUUCUGUAAUAUCUGGAGUCCAUAUAGUAGAUAGCUACUGUAGCUCAAUAUAGCUGGAAUGUUUGUCCCAUUCCUGGGGGAAACAUUGUUCUGGGAGAGUGUCUGUGUGAGAUUGAUACCAGAUGAGCUUUAGCACACCAGGCUAGCUUUCUCAUGAGAUUGAUGCCAGAUGAGAGUUAGCACACUACGCUAGCUUUCUCAUGAGAUUGAUACCAGAUGAGCGUUAGCGUGCUAGGUUAGCUAGUUUUCCCAUGUGGCUGAGAGUCAACAUUAGGGACACCUCCUCUGGUUAGCCUGAUAAGUGCAAACACAUGCCAAACAUAGCAUGGAGCUGGGGUCGCCCCUGAGGUGAAUGGUGUUCCUUACAGGCUUACACUACAUACACAGUAGUGUGAAAACACACCACUGCAUCCAACAGCCUGCAUGGGGAAUGGGGCUACGUGUGUGGAGUAGAGGUUGAUGUCAAAAAGUUGUACCAUAAAUUGCAGUAGGAUCAAUUGGAAAUAAAUUGAGGAAACUGACCCUAGAUCAGUGCUUAGGAGGACGAAUGUAAUCCUACACUGCUAUUUCCUACGCAGACUUCAUUUUUCAUUUUCUGACAGUGUCUGGUCAGCACAUAUUAGUAAUUUCUUUAUAAGUGCUCUCUCUCUCUCGUCCUUCACUCUCUGUCUCUCUCUCUGUCUCUCUUUCUCUCUCCGUCUCUGUCUCUAUCUUUCUCUAUCAAACACACUCACGCACACACACACGCGCACACACACACACACACACUCGCACACACAUACUCGGCACACACACACACGCACUACAUUUCUCUCUCUCUCUCAUUCCCUAUUUAAUAUGAAUUAAAGGGGGCUCACCCAGGAGUAGGUCUGUGUGGUAUAAAUUACCCAUAAGUUACAGGGGGUGAGUAAAUGAGUGUGUGGUUGUGCAUCGGAUGAGACGCCAUCACAGAAUGAUACAGUAUCUGAGGAUGCCUGCCUGGAUUCCUCACCUUAAUGAAGGCUAAAGGAGGCCCUCGGCCUGCCUGCACUAAAUCGAAAAAUACUGGAAAUCUCUUCCUGUUUUCCUCUGCUUCUCUCUCUGGCAGACGUCCUAGAAAACAACUAGAACAUGCAAACUUUUUCUUAACCAUGUUUUUAUGUACACAGCUAAACAAAGACAGAUUUCUUCCAAGAAUGGUCUUAGAGUGGAUCAAGAAAGAGAAAUGUGGUGUAGAAGAAGUGUUAGCUCUUUACUGCCAGGUUUUAUGAAACACGAAAAGAUUGGAGAGGAUGAACACAAAGGCUGUAGUUUGUCUGGAGCUGGAGGGUGCCGUGUGAUCCCGUGGACAUUCCACAGAGCAAACAUAUCCUGUUCUCCUGUGGGACCAGGCUGAAUGUUUGGAAUUGGAGAGUGAGGGUUCAUGCCAUUUCUCAACACACACAGCCUUAUCACUCCCUUUACUGCAUCAGUUUGGGGCAGUGCUGAAAAUGUACGAUUUGGAAGGCUUGGAGGCUUUGUUUAUCCUCAGACACAAAGCAGGGGUAUGUCCUUGGCUGAAGGCAAAAUUACCAGUGGAUGGAAAGGAGAGUUGUUAUUCUCUCUCUCGCUCUCUCUCUCCUCUGUUUUUAGCAGUUUGAUUUAGGGUUUUAUAGAGUAGUUCACUGCUCACCUGCAUGCACUCCACACAGACAGAAAAACAAAUCACUCCUCCCUAAGCAAAAGAGUUCACGUGGCCUUCCCCCCUCCCAGCUCCCCAUCACCCCUGAACUCCCCUCACCCCCUGCCAGGAUUCAACCCUGACCAUUCCUCAAUUUCCACUGUAAACAACUAUGAUGGAAUAUUAGGCCACCUAAAGAAGGGAGGUGGGGACAAAGGUGUUUGUGGAAGGGAGGGGUCAUAUGGGAAGUGUGGCUGCCUGGCGGCUUGUGUAUGGGUUCAGCAUGGGAGGGGGAUGGAAGGACAAGAGGGAGAGAAGGGAAGAUGGAAGGCAGGAGGGCUGGACAGGGCAGGAGGGGAGGCGCUUGUCCAGACCCCAAUGAUGUCACAUUCUGGCACGGGCAUUGGCUCACAGCCUAGACUGGACCGUCGGAGCCAGCUCGGGUUAGGGGAGAGAGACAAAGAAUAACGGGAAGCUGUUAUGCACCAGCAAAAGCCCUCGAGAGAAAAAAAAAGUCUGAGGAGGAAAACAAUUGUAUCUUGAAAGCACAGGAACAAAAAUAGCAAGGGCGAGCGACCAGAGACGACAACGUGCAUUGUUCCAACUUAUAGAGUAUGUUGGAGAGAGUGAUGGAGAAAGUAAGAAGAAGAAGCAAUGACAGUUAUUUUAUAAAGACCAUUGAGUUUUGGUUAAAAGUGAAAUUACAGUUUUUUCCCAACUGAUUUGCUUGCGUAAAUCCUGUUGACUCAUACAGUAUAUUAGUCACAGACACAUCCUUGACUCUAUUGACUCAAACUGAGUGAAUAGUGAAUAAGUUGUCCAUACCAGACUGAUACACUGUCAGACAACUGGGAAAAUGAGUCACACAUUUACUGUAUACGGUGUGAUUUGCUAGAACACUCAUGGAAUAACGAUAGGAUUCAUAGCAAUAGGAUUCUCAACCCCAAACUAUUUCCAACCAGGAUAACAGCUCAUCUAAGACCCUACUAUGUUUCAUUGAAAGGGAAGUGUAAAGUCUAGUUGUCAGCAAAGUACAUAGUCUAAACAAUGGCCACUUCACUUGUUGGAGGCAACAAGAGGCCAAUUUAUAUAAUGAACAGCAGAAGAAGAGAACAUGUAUCUCUCAGCUGACUGGUUAUUGAGUAAUCCUGCUUCUUCAAGGUAUUUCAGGAGGCAUUCUCUGAGUUUCGAUGAUAAACAUAUACUGACACUAUUGAAAAGACUAGGCAAGCGGCGUACUUUAAUGCUCUGAGAUGAUAGACAGUGGCAAGGGAAACUGAUAAUUUAAUCAGUUAGACUGUUUGCCUGCAGCUUGGUCUGACUCCUUGUCAGUAAUUCACACACGCAUGCACACACACACACAAUCCGCAAGUAGAUUUUGUUUGAUGAGUGAGUGUCGAAUUUGGUCAACACAUUUUUUUUCUCGUAAUGCUUAGGAGUGUACUGAUAUAAGUAGGACACGUGACAUCCCGGCAACUUUGAGAAAAACACUUUGUAUCAGUUUUCUCAAGAUGGCUAUGCAUAUUCAUGGCAUGAGGCUAGUAGCAUAGCAUCUCUCUCCAUUGAAUACAGGCAGUUGACGUCAACAACCCUCAUAGAAUAUUCAAAAAAUUAAAUAAUUAAAUUGAUCCACCAAUCCAAAGAAAGGAUAGGCGGGAGCUAGACAGCCUGCCGUGCCGCUUUGUAGACAAGGACUCCCAUUGUUAGGGCGGAGAGACAUGUAUCUUGUCAGUAUAUCCAUAAUCUUUGACGAAGGUUUGUCUGUGGAUCGGAGAUGAUCACAGGUGUGUUCUGUGAAGAUGAUUAAUAGAAAAGAGGAGUGAGUCAAUUAAGGUGGACAGAGGGGAGAUGAUAUCAAACUGCCUAUUGGUCACACUAAAUGAGUGUGUGUGUGUGUGUGUGUGUGUGUGUGUGUGAGAGUGAGUGUGCAUACAUGGACACAGCAUCUGUUGCUCUCUUACAUCCACAACACACUGCUGGUCCUGCCUGGCCUGUUUACAGCAGCUAUCGUGGUGUGUUGUCUGUCUGUUUGUGUGUGUGUGUGUGUGUGUGUGUGUGUGUGUUGAACAUGGCCCUUGCGGAGGCCUUGUGUAUUAGCCCAGUGGUAGGCCUCAGACAAUACACUGGGGGGCUCCUCCCACCAGCUCCAAACAUCAGGGGUCCAACUUUUCCACCUAGGCCCCUUGCCUCAGCUCAGCGUGGCCCUGUCAGAAUGCACGCUGUCAACAGCAGGCAGCAGACGAUCAAUUUAAUAAGAGCGAGCAUAGACAAACAGAAAGACACCGUGUUCCUCAGCACCCUCGCACAGUACUCUCCACGCAAAGAACCAAGGCCAGCAGCCAAGAGAAUCUAGCUCCAAACAAGCAAGCGUUCAGAGAUUUUUAUAAAAAUCGCUUUGAGAGGCUUUAAGACGGGAUAAAAGCGGCUUUUUGUUCAUAUUAAUAGUUAAUUCCCCAAAAGCUCCUCUUCAGAACUGUAUUUUGGAGGUAUUUAAGUACUGUCGUCCACUUCAGUAUUUUAACAACAAAAUGGGAUUCACAAAGUAAAAACUGAUUAAAUUAAGGUAAUUCAUUGGCAAGUUGAAAACAGAAUAUAAAUAUCCUUUCUUCCUCUUUUCUUUUUCUUCUUUGUUGCUCUUUGUAAACUUCACUGGCUUACAAUGCAUUCUUCACUUACCAGGUAAAUAUUGCAAGAACAUAUUUGACUUACCUAAAGCUGAAGCCCAACACUGUUCACCUGUUGUCCACUGUGGUAUGAACUGUGAACUAGAAUAUGCUUAUCUGACUACCAGCCUGCUGAAUCCUGAUGCAGCCUAGUGGAGCUGUGCUUUGUGCGCUAAGCGUGUGUCGGGGCCACUGCCACUCAGAUAGAGACUGUCUAAUCUCCUCUAGGACCACUGAGGCAGAUAGUGUACAGGAGGGCAUUGAUGCACGUCUUGUCCUCUCUCUGUCAGGGCUUGGAGUCAACUGCAGGGGGCUGGCAAGGUGGACAUGUUGACUCUGCUGUCACCGGAGAGGGGAGAAGAGAUUAGUGGAGAGGAUAUGGCUAAGCCUCUCACCUCUGUUCCUACUGGUACUCCAAGCCUCACCUCCACUCCUCCUGGUACUCCAAGCCUCACCUCCACUCCUCCUGGUACUCCAAGCCUCACCUCCACUCCUCCUGGUACUCCAAGCCUCACCUCCACUCCUCCUGGUACUCCAAGCCUCACCUCCACUCCUCCUGGUACUCCAAGCCUCACCUCCACUCCUCCUGGUACUCCAAGCCUCACCUCCACUCCUCCUGGUACUCCAAGCCUCACCUCCACUCCAAAAAUGCAGAAUAGUGUUAAAUGCCUUGGGGACAAAAAUGAUGUCCCAGAUUUAAUCAUGUAAUAUUAGGCAUACCAGUGUGUGCCCAGUGGGUAUCUACUUGCGAGCUACUCAUUGACAGCCCACGAGCUACCGGACAUGCAAUUUUCUACUAAGGUGGAACCUUUGGUAGGCUGAUGUGAAGGCUACUCAGAGCCAUUGGACAUGAAACAACGAUACAAAUGUAGAUAAACAAUUUUCUUUUGCAGGUGCCUUUUCAUUUUAAACACCAGUGGUGCAACUAGUGCUUUCUAAUUGCACUGAACCAAAACAGUGGCGCACAGGAGCGAAUAAAUACUUGAGUGGUCAAAACCAUUCAUCUUGAGGCGACGGGGUGCAAAAUACAAUCUGUUAAUUAUUAUAUCAUAUAUAAAAUUGACUUAUAUAUUUUAAUACAAAAACAUGCGUUUGCACCCCUAUUUUGAAAUUGGGGAUGCAGCUGCUCCGUUUGCUCCAUUGCUCAGGGCCUAUGCUGGUACCCCAAGCCUCUCACCUCCACUCCUCCUGGUACCCCAAGCCUCUCACCUUCACUCCUCCUGGUACCCCAAGCCUCUCACCUCCACUCCUCCUGGUACCCCAAGCCUCUCACCUCCACUCCUCCUGCUACCCCAAGCCUCUCACCUUCACUCCUCCUGGUACCCCAAGCCUCUCACCUCCACUCCUCCUGGUACCCCAAGCCUCUCACAUCCACUCCUCAUAGUACCCCAAGCCUCACAGCAAGAACUGGUGCUGGACUGGGAUCACUGGUGUUGGAUUGGAUGAAUGAGCUGGUCCCACCAGUGUUGUGCUGGUUUGUCUGUAGUAUUGGACAGGUUUUGCUGUAGACUGUUCCUCUGCUAUAAACUCCUUGGCAGCCCUAGCCAUCAAAACGGUCAGCCAACACCUGCCACUUGGGAUGAAUAUGUCAUAUUUCCACAUUACACAGUGAUUUAUAGUAGCUAACUUUCCCAUUACUAGAGAGACUACGUAAUGUUUUGUGUCUCAUAUUAGCUGAUGCUAUCAAAUCACACAAAUGACACCUACCAUCAACGGAAUCUUUCGCAUCUUGUUGUCUCUGGAAUUGAAGAAGUGAGGAAAGCGGUACAUAAUUUAGCAUGCGGGCCGUCCUUCGAUUUUUCAUGUAUUGUCCUGAAGUGAAGGGAACAGAAAUGGGCUUCUCUCAAUGACUUUCUCUGUGGGAGAGACAGAACACAAUAGAAACCCUUGUGUUGAGCUGUCAGGCAACAUUCCAAUCCCAAACCCGGUCCUUUCAAAAUAAAUUAAAGGUGUUAGAUUAAAUUUGUGUCCCGAGAACACCAUGUGUUACCCCACCAUACGAUCAUUACAUUGCAGUGUGGAGUCAUUGUAUUUUAAAUGAUGCUGUGCGCUGACUCUGUGAAAUGGAAUAACACUGUUGAAGGAGAAGUCGAUUUUUCAACAUGGAAGUGUGGAAUCCAUAUACGAAUGAGAGGAAUAGAUUGGGAACCAGGUUUUGUGUGCUUGUGUGUGUGUGUGUGUGUACAGUAUGUACUAGUCAGUCAGGCAAACAUGGUAGCAUUCCAGUAAGCCUUAUCUUACAGUGGGGAAAAAAAGUAUUUAGUCAGCCACCAAUUGUGCAAGUUCUCCCACUUAAAAAGAUGAGAGAGGCCUGUAAUUUUCAUCAUAGGUACACGUCAACUAUGACAGACAAAAUGAGGAAAAAAAAUCCAGAAAAUCACAUUGUAGGAUUUUUUAUGAAUUUAUUUGCAAAUUAUGGUGGAAAAUAAGUAUUUGGUCAAUAACAAAAGUUUCUCAAUACUUUGUUAUAUACCCUUUGUUGGCAAUGACACAGGUCAAACGUUUUCUGUAAGUCUUCACAAGGUUUUCACACACUGCUGCUGGUAUUUUGGCCCAUUCCUCCAUGCAGAUCUCCUCUAGAGCAGUGAUGUUUUGGGGCUGUCGCUGGGCAACACGGACUUUCAACUCCCUCCAAAGAUUUUCUAUGGGGUUGAGAUCUGGAGACUCCAGGACCUUGAAAUGCUUCUUACGAAGCCACUCCUUCGUUGCCCGGGCGGUGUGUUUGGGAUCAUUGUCAUGCUGAAAGACCCAGCCACGUUUCAUCUUCAAUGCCCUUGCUGAUGGAAGGAGGUUUUCACUCAAAAUCUCACGAUUCAUUCUUUCCUUUACACGGAUCAGUCGUCCUGGUCCCUUUGCAGAAAAACAGCCCCAAAGUAUGAUGUUUUCACUCCCAUGCUUCACAGUAGGUAUGGUGUUCUUUGGAUGCAACUCAGCAUUCUUUGUCCUCCAAACACGACGAGUUGAGUUUUUACCAAAAAGUUAUAUUUUGGUUUCAUCUGACCAUAUGACAUUCUCCCAAUCCUCUUCUGGAUGCACUCUAGCAAACUUCAGACGGGCCUGGACAUGUACUGGCUUAAGCAGGGGGACAUGUCUAGCACUGCAGGAUUUGAGUCCCUGGCGGCGUAGUGUGUUACUGAUGUUAGGCUUUGUUACUUUGGUCCCAGCUCUCUGCAGGUCAUUCACUAGGUCCCCCCGUGUGGUUCUGGGAUUUUUGCUCACCGUUCUUGUGAUCAUUUUGACCCCACGGGGUGAGAUCUUGCGUGGAGCCCCAGAUCGAGGGAGAUUAUCAGUGGUCUUGAAUGUCUUCCAUUUCCUAAUAAUUGCUCCCACAGUUGAUUUCUUCAAACCAAGAUGCUUACCUAUUGCAGAGUCAGUCUUCCCAGCCUGGUGCAGGUCUACAAUUUUGUUUCUGGUGUCAUUUGACAGCUCUUUGGUCUUGGCCAUAGUGGAGUUUGGAGUGUGACUGUUUGAGGUUGUGGACAGGUGUCUUUUAUACUGAAAACAAGUUCAAACAGGUGCCAUUAAUACAGGUAACGAGUGGAGGAUAGAGGAGCCUCUUAAAGAAGAAGUUACAGGUCUGUGAGAGCCAGAAAUCUCGCUUGUUUGUAGGUGACCAAAUACUUAUUUUCCACCAUAAUUUGCAAAUAAAUUCAUUAAAAAUCCUACAAUGUGAUUUUCUGGAUUUUCUUUUCUCAAUUUGUCUGUCAUAGUUGACGUGUACCUAUGAUGAAAAUUACAGGCCUCUCUCAUCUUUUUAAGUGGGAGAACUUGCACAAUUGGUGGCUGACUAAAUACUUUUUUUCCCCACUGUAUCUGUCAUAGUACAUUUUAUACCACUUAUCAAGAGACAGUCAUGAACAAAGACAUUGCCCCUUAUGGAAGGUCUAUAGGGUGACCAAAAUGAGAACAGAUUAGGUCUCAGAAUCCUACAGUAGACAUUGCCUUCCCCAGUGUGACCCUGUCCAAAAAGCGCCAGAGGACAAAACAAAUGUUUAUGCCGCUUGAUUUCUUUUCUUCCUAAUCACAACAAAGUUCCUGUGGGAAUUUACGCCACCACUACUUCCCCUGCCAGCCAUACAUGUUGUUUAUGCUAUAUUGACUGUACAUAUUAUGCAUGCCGCUGUUUUGAAUGUACAGCCAUUGUUGAUGUGGUGAUGAUGUUGAUGUGUACUGUACACUCAGAUGGUGGAGGGGGGUUAAACUUGUUUUUCUGAAGCUAACAAACUCAAAUUGUGAAUUGUGACAAACAUUUACUUUGUGUUACAGUCAUCAUCACAUUUUUCCUGAAGUUUAACUUGAUUAAUCUGUCUUCUCUAGGCUCCCACCAUGUUUGAUUUGAACAUGACCACUGCCCAGCCAAUGCACCUCAUCAUCACCACAGACUCAGAGCAGAUCACAUACACUGCGGCCCAUGCUAACACGGAUGUCAGCUUUUACGUAAGUACCACCUCUCCUUAUGUAAUUGUUGCCUUUUGCCUCCUACUUGUUUCCUUAGGGGUUUGCAUCUGUUAGUGUAAGAGCAAUACUUUAAGUCAGUGUAUAAAGAGUACAUGAAAAUAUCUAUGCAAAUUAUUAUUCCAGAAAUAUUACACUAGCUGGGAGGAAAGUAGAUGCUGACUUCAACGUCUUAGGCUAUUAGACUUAAACCUAAAUGCCCGAUAGCCUCUGUUGCAAUAGAGAAGGAUCUCAGUAGGUAUGAUUGCAUUGAAACUGAUAGCUGGCUAAUGGGAGCUUGGUGAGGGCUGGGAGUCUAGCCUGGCAUUUGUCCUGUUCCUGCCAGCUGAGCUGCUCUGCUCUGUGUAGCUCUAGUGUUUGGAGCCUGGGAGGGAGGGGGGUUGGGGGGGGGGGGGGGGGGUAGAGCCUCACUGCCAGGCCUCCCUACUUCCAUAGUUAACCAGGAGAGAAAUGCUUUCCUGCAGGCCCAGAUUGGCCAGCUGUAUGACAAAGAACCAGCCACUGCUGUGCAACCCCCCGGGCCAGUUUGGAGAAGCAAUUACCCUUGUUAGUUUUCUGGACCUGUGUGUAUUUUAUAUAUGGAAAACAUAAUAAAAAGGGUCUUAGAGUGUGUUGGAGUAGGGAGUGAUCAGAACAAGCUAAUACCCACUGGGAACAAACUGAUUGAAUCAACGUUGUUUCAAAAUAAUUUGUCAAUGUAUUGGGACGUGGAAUCUACGUGGAAAAAUCAUUGGAUUUGAAAAAAGUCACCAAUGUAAAUUGUUGUUUUUAGGGUGAAAUUUCAACCACAGGAUUCUGUCAUCAUUGUAACCAAUUUUCAAAAUAGACAAACCUUGUAUAAAUUAUGUUGAAUUUGUACCUUUGAAACAAUGUCAGAUCUUCAAUGUUGCAUCCACUAUCAGAAAAAAACAAUACGCUAUGUAGCACCUCCUACUGAAGUCUAUCUACAGCUAUUAAUUUGGUCUCCCAUCCAUGCUUUUCGCAAAGUCCAGCCGUGCUUAGCUUCGACAAAACAUUGUCACUGACUCCUACCAAUGUGCUAUCGUGAGAAUGAUUAUUGAGAGAUCUCUUAAUAACAAAAUAUAUUCACUGUUGCUAUCAAAGUCAUUCCAAAGGGUAGGUUUAACAGAGCAAAUGAAAUGUAACCAUACUUUAUCAAUCAUAUAUCAUCAAUAGCAUUUGCAAAGUCAACAACAUUGUUUCAAUUCAAUCCAGGGUUAAACUAAAAAUAGACAAUACAUAUAGGCCUAGGGUUUCAAGCUUUGGUUGAUUUCAAAUUUGUCUACAAAUUAAUAAUCUGAUAUGUUGGAUUCAAGUCUCCAUCUCAAACAAAAAUCAAAGUUAAAGAAUAUGAUUAAGUCAAAUCAAACUUUAAAUACACUUUAAAUAAUAUAUUCUUUAACUUCAAUGUUUGGUUGAGAUGUAGACGUGAAUCCAACAUAUUAAUUAUUGUAGUCAAACUGGAAUUAAAGCCAGACUAAAUAUACAUCUCCUUCAAAUGUUGAUAUAUUGUUGAGUUGUCAACCAAACACAAUUCAAUAAUACUUUUGUUAUACAGUAAAUAGCCUAAAGCUAAGGCUAUCUUACAAUCUAAUGUUACAGUAUUUAUUCAAACUUAAAUUGAGUAACAUCCAUGGCCACAUUGAGGUUAGCCUACUGUAACUAUAAAUGUCUUCUUAUGUAAUCAUAGAACGCGUGCUUGUUCAAGAUGAUAGCAUGCAAAGGUCGGCAGGUCUGUGGAGAUCUUCACAAUUGCUAUAAUAGUCUGUGCAGAAUCUCGAACGGCAUUGAUCACUUGCACUACGUGCUUUUAAUGUAAUCUCAACUGCAAUCCAGGUUGUUUGGUCAUUAGAUGAAGAACAUUGAUAACACAUCAAAUUGUAUAAAUACAAAAUAUCUGACAUUGUAUACCCAUUUGAACUUUGUUGUGCUUUUAAAUGAUUGAAAGCAUAGUGAUAACACAUUGGGAAUUCAACAAACUUCUGGCUGUCAUUUUGAGUAGGUGAAUAAACAUCUCAACAAAAUAUUACCCACAUUUCCACGUUUAAAUGACGUAGUGUGCCCAGUGGGUAGUCUCAGUCAUACUGGGGAUGUAUAGUGUUAUAGUGGAGACAUUAACUUGAGUAUUGUGUUGUUCAAUCAACCCAGAAAGAGAGGACUCCAGAGGAGAGAUUGUACAUCUCAAAGGGUUUCGUCUUGUCAAAAGAAUUUUGGAAAUUAAGCAGAAGGGAAAGUGUGCAUCUCUAGGACUGAUAGGAUGUUUUGUUUGGAAGUUUGAGUAAAUUAUAUUGUUAGUGAUUUGGGAUCCCUGCCUGGGAAUUUAACCACCCCUUGUCUGCAGGCAUCCAUACUCUUAAAACAGAACUCUUGCUUUUCAUCACAAUGAACAUAAGUACCAAGCUGAGAGUUCAGACAAAGUCCACAGCCCAAGCAUCCUCUUAUUGAGCUCUGCUUCUCACACAAGGGGUAAAAUAAAUAACUUUGUCUUUUAUCUAUUUCGACCCUCUAGUCUCUGUUUAAGUUGGCCAUAUCAACUUCUCAAUAACCUUCCAUGAUAAUAGGACGUUUACAACACUGUCAGCAGUCUGUGGUAUAGCCUUUCAUGUCCUGCAGAGAGGGAGAACAUUGCACAUGAAGAGGGGAUGUUUUUGUGGGAUGGAAGGAUGGGAUAGUGUGUAGUGGAUCACUGGGGAGUGUUACCAUUUUAAUGGAAGAAAAUAGCAUCUGUGUGUCUGAGGAAGUGCGUCACGAGGCUGACAGAUCUGCUGGGUACUUGCCUAGUGUUAUAUCCAGCUGUGACUGGGACAGGGACAAGUCACCACACACACUCAGAUGGGACCGAGUACAUUUGCGUACAUUCACAAAAAGCCACCAACCUGUGGGUUCAACAUCAAGGUUUAAGGUCUCUCAACCUCAAUUGUCCCUCAUCAAAUCCUCACUGUUUUAGAACUUGACGUUAGUUCCCUAUCUAAUAUGGGGUGGUUUACCAUUACACCAAGUCAUAAUACACAGUGGUCUCUCUCCCUACUAUGUUAUGUAAGAGUUAAUGACCCCUCUGGAAUUGUCCCCCGAAUGCCCUCGUGGAGACAGUUCAGGAUGCGUCUUUGGAGCCAAAGGGACAGAGACAGACAGACGGACAGACAGGCGAGUGGCCUUGACCCGAACCUAAUCUCUGUUGGAUGGGUGCCUGUUCUAAACAGCCCACCAGAUAGCUCUCUCUGACAGAGACGUAUAUCCCCCCAACUCCUUGCUCAUUUAGCCCCUCUGGAUCAGGCCAAGGGAAGGAAGUCUAAUCUGAGAAGUUUCUGGAAGCGCCAGUAGACGGAGCCACUCCUUGCUCUGACUACUUCCUGUCGUGUGAUAUGUCCCUGGUUCUGUGCCAUGUCGAACUCUGACCCCAAGGACAAAAUUCCUGUCAAUAUAGUUCCUUCUCUCAUUCAUUGAUCCCUCUCACUCUUUUUCUCUCUUCCUGACUUACUCCCUUCUCCGCCCCCCCUCCUCUCCCUCAAUUGUGAUGUGUUUUAUUUUCUCGUCCUCGUAGUUUCUCGUCUUUGUAUUUCGAUCCAACCUAAACCAAAUAUACACACAUGAGAAGGACCAAUCAAUCACACAGGUUUUCUUGUCUUUCAGCAGAGCAUUCUGGCUGGUUGUGUGGGGUCUGGCUGCAGCCGGCAGGCCUUCACACACACACACACACACACUGACCGUUAACAUGGAGGUCCAGAGAGAAAACAAUCAGUGGUCUUUUUUUCCAGCCCUCAGUUUUCAACCUAACACCUAGAUCACCAGGAAAUACAUGGACUUUGUUCCUCCAACUCCAAACUCAUUGCAAACUCAAUGGCUGCUGCUCUCUCCCCCUCCCCUAGCCUCUUCUUGGCAAAACACUGAGCACAUACCUCUUGUGAGUUUGUGCAAUGCAGCAUAGCUAAUUGUGUUUGUUGUUGUUUUCAUGAUAUCCAUUAUCAUGAAAUUAAUUGUAGUAACACAGCAGACCUAUUUAAGUCCUCCCAUUCCAGAACAAGAUGUCCAUCUGUGUGCUACAGUAACUGGAAUGCAACGGGAAUAGCUAUGAGAACAUUGAUGGGGGAGAAAAUGAAACAAUUGUUGAGACAGGAUCCAAAGGGAAAUAGAUAUCUGCUCCAUCCAUCCAUCUGCUCUGUAUAGUAUAUAAAUUGACUAGUCUCUUGGGCUAUUAAAAAAAAAAAUGCUUUUAGAAGUAUGGUUGUCUUUUUACGACUCAGGGUUGGGAUCAAUUCUGAAUUGAGUCCGAAUUUCUCUUUAAUUCCAAUUCAAUUCUUGAAUUUGAAUUGAAUUUCAAUUGGCCACACCCCACAGGAAGCAGAAUUUGAAUUUGAAUUAAAGGAAGUAGAAUUUAAUUCAAUGAAAUUCAAAUGGCUAAUUUAUCACUAUACAUAUGUUUAUUUUGACAUAUGGUGACCAAUACUAUGUAAAACAUAUGGAUGAAACAUUAGAUUUCUAAAGACUCACUCUCCUUACAUGCAUUUUAAAGAAUGACAGUAGUCUGGAAAUAUUCUAAGAUCCUUUUGUAGGUUUAUAAUAAUUCAUAAUUCACUUACAUAUUAUUAAAAAUAACCAGAAUGCAUCGAACACUACAGAAUGGAAGGGAUCAACCUAAUCUAAUGAGAAAAAAAGAAAAAAAGACUGUGACAAUAAUAUUUGAAAUGGUAUCUGUAUUCUUUGCAGUAAUAAGUGGCAGAUGUUUUUGGUAAAAAAUGUGUCAAAGGAAUUAGACUUUCAUGCUUAAUGUCUCAGUUGAAUUUCUUUGAAUUGUUUUAAAUUAAAUUAUGCUCCCUUUCAUUUCAAAGUCUGCUUCCUGUGGGGUGUGUCCAAUUAAAAUAAAAAUGUCAAUGAAUGGGUUGAAUUGAAUUAAGAAAUUAUGAAUUGAUCCUAACCCUUGCGCGACUCUUAGGUUACACUGAAACGUCACGUAACUGCCCCAUUACAGUAGACCCCCUACUUGAGUGAUUCAUCUACAGUCCAUUAUUCCCCUGGCCUGGCCGGGGAACAGGGGAACGUGUGCUGUGGUGUGUAUGCGCUAGGCUGGAUGUAUAUAUUUAUACCCGUAUGGAGCCAAAUUCCAGCCGACUCCACUGACGCACAGAGUUAAAAAGGUCCCAUUUCCCAGCCCCACUCAGGAAGCAAAGGAAAGACCUUGGCUCCAACGGGGUUGUGCAACCAGGCUCGUGGACACUUUACCAUAAUAAACAUUCCUUUUCAAAUGGCCCUGCUCUGCUCAGAGAAUAAAGAGAGGGAGAGAGAGAGAGAUGGAGGGAGAGAGAGAGAGAUGGAGAGAGAGAGAAAAAAAGAGAGUGGGAAGGAGAGAGAUCAAUAGACAGACAGAAAGAGGGAGAGAGGGAGGAGGGUGAGGAAGAGGGAGGGGGGCAUGCUUUAAUGUGGCUGUUGUCAGACACAUUGGGCAAACAUGAGGUAGCAGGCUCUAAAUAAGGCGCUGACACACCCGAUUCUACGGUAACAAUGAGCAGACAAACAGAGCUGUCUGGCCCUCCUAGAGGUAUAGUAGCUUAAUGACUUAGGGUCAUAUAUAAAAAAGAAUCCCUCCAUGUACAUAAAGGAAAUGAAAAAGAAUGGAGUGGAUCAUGUUAACAGACAGAUUCAAUCAAACUUGCCUUGUACAUGUAGUGUAUUUGUUUAUAAACUACUGCCUAAGCACACACCUCUUUAAGAAAACUGGAAGAAUCUACUUGUGAGAAUAACCUGAGAAUAGUAGUUAAUAAGUAGUUUGUACAUUUUACAGCAGCCUCCCCAAUACUAUUCUAUGAUUUAGUUUGGCCAGGGGUCAAAGAGCUACUGUGUAUCAUUAUUGCAAUACAGGUUCAAUUGAAUUUAACCCAUAGUAUCAGAAUUUGGCAUGCAAUAAUAGAUAGAUGGUCAAAGAGUCUUGAAAUUAAAUGUCUAAUGUAUUUUCCUUUACUCACCAGGUGGCCGAUGACUCCAAAAUGAGAUUGAUUGGUCUAAAUGUCAACGUCCAGAAAAAAGCCCUUCCCACAGACAAUGAAGAUAUAGUGAGGUGGGCCACCGAGAAGUUUGGUGGGGUGACGUCUUUCACCACCGUCCAGAACCCAAGUAGCAUCGCUUCCACAGGGAGAGAGGGUGAGACAGUCAGAUACAUACAACGUACCUCAAACGUACACAAUUCACAAGUCUGUUUUGUUAAGAUAAACUAUGGUGGAAGAAUGACAGAUAACGUAACACAUCUGAAUAAUACAUCGUAAUGAUUUUACAGGAACAAAACUCCUUCCAACUGGCUCCAACAACUGUACUCUUGAAAACGAAUGGCAGGCGCUCAAGCACUAUCUGAAGUUAGAAUCAAACAUACGCUUGCUCAAAUCCUGCUCGAACCAGCCUCCCGACAGCCACACUGAGAAAGAACUGUACAUCGUCAACAUCCCUGAGGAUGUCAGCAUUCGGUAAGACACCGAAGAGUCUCUUGGCAGAAAACAUUAGCAACACUUUCCAUGAUAGUGGCAUUAUAUAGGUGAUUGUAAUGUGUGUUGGUGCUCUUGAACUGUAAAGUAACAUACUAUUUUGUUGUUCCAGCAAUGUCUCUGUGCACGUCAUCAGUGAGCGGUAGAUCAGUCUGUUCCUAAAGGGAACCUCAGUUGGUACCCAUGUGGGAGCAUCCAUGACCCACAGCACACCAGCUUCUCUGUAAGCACUGGACAACAUCUACAGUUGGCUAAAUUGUAGUAUCAAUGUCUGAAACUGAAUCACCAAUGACUCAGAUAUUUUACCUGCAUUUUUCUGGUGUUCAUUUCAUGCCCAGUUCAGUAUGCAUGCAUAACUGGGAUUAUUCUCUAUGACUGACAAAGUUGUCCUAUAAAGUUGUCCUCUCUACUAUAAAUGGUUAAUUUGAUCUCUUCCCUCUCUCUCUCUCUCUCUCUCUCUCUCUCUCUCUCUCUCUCUCUCUCUCUCUCUCUCUCUCUCUCUCUCUCUCUCUCUCUCUCUCUCUCUCGCUCAGUCCAACAACGUGAUCUUGCUUGCUGCCACCAGCAUGAUGCAUAGGAUCCCUCCCACGGUCACCAUCUCCACAGACAAUGCUGAUGCUGUACAGAAGAAGGCCUUGGACCAUUUCAGAGCCAGUACCAUCACCAGCUACUCUGAGAUCCGAACCGAGGGCACCAUGGUCACACUGGUCCUGGGGAAUAAGGACCACACUCCAGGUAAGAUACAGCUAGAGUCACAGUAAGCACAGUACUAUUAGUAUUUAACAAGGAUAGAAUGACUAGGGAGUUGUGUUUAGACACCGUUCCUGUCAGUUUUCUGUACUCUUGACCAUAUUUUUUGAUAAUGUAAACAGUAAAUGCAAAUUCAGAUGUAGAGUGACCAGUUCUACAAGCAUAAAUGCUCAUACUGUUGUUUGGUAUAAAUGGUGCAAAACUGCAAUAAAAAUAUGCUUUAGUAAGCUUUCUCAGUAAUUGGUAGCGAACACUAUGACAUUGUUGCCAGCUAGCUCCUGUACUAGACUAGCCCUGUAGUAGACUAGCCCUGUACUAGAAUAGCCCUGUACUAGAAUAGCCUUGUACUAGACCAGCCCUGUACUAGAAUAGCCCUGUACUAGACUGGCCAACAUUAUUAUUAUUAUUAUUAUUAUUAUUAUUUAGGGUUAGGGUUUUUAUUAACUCAUCAGUUCAACUAAUCUAUAUGGUGCACCUAUCCUGUAGUAUCCUGUACAAAUGGAUUCUCACUGUCGGGUGAUUUUUGUGUCUUGCUGUCUCAGUCACAGAGGCUGCACCAACCGAGACCACCCCAUCGCCCCCCAGCCCUCCUCAGAUGCCUCUGCUCAUGCAGCUGUACACCUCUCCAGACUACCGCUCCCCUAUGGACCCCAACACCAAGGUGCAGAGCGACAAGAGGAUCUACGCAGAGGUGAGAGACCUUUUAUUUAUUUCACUCCAGCACCCUCCCGCUCUUAGUAAUCCGCUCCCAGUUCCUCAGCCGUCCCACAUUCAAAUCAAAUCACAUUUUAUUUGUCACAUGCGCCGAAUACUACAGGUGUAGACCUUACCGUGAAAUGCUUACUUAUAAGCCCUUAACCAACAGUGCAGUUCAAGAAAUAUAGUUUUUUUUACUAAAUAAACUAAAGUAAAAAAUAACAAGAAAAUGACAUAACAAUAACGAGGCUAUAUACAGGGGGUACCGGUACCGAGUCAAUGUGGGGGGGGGGGGGGGGGGGGUGUACAGGUUAGUCGAGGUAAUUUGUAAAGUGACUAUGCAUAGAUAAUAAACAUCUCACCCCCUAAGCCCACACCUUCACAACUGCACGACUCCUAACACAGAGAACAAACAUCUCUUUAAUAGUAUGGCAAUCUAGACAGGUAUUAAUGUUUGGGAGAGGACUUUUUAGAGAAUAAUUUUGAUAGUAUCGUACUACUUACAGUGGGGGAAAAAAGUAUUUAGUCAGCCACCAAUUGUGCAAGUUCUCCCACUUAAAAAGAUGAGAGAGGCCUGUAAUUUUCAUCAUAGGUACACGUCAACUAUGACAGACAAAAUGAGAUUUUUUUUCUCCAGAAAAUCACAUUGUAGGAUUUUUAAUGAAUUUAUUUGCAAAUUAUGGUGGAAAAUAAGUAUUUGGUCAAUAACAAAAGUUUCUCAAUACUUUGUUAUAUACCCUUUGUUGGCAAUGACACAGGUCAAACGUUUUCUGUAAGUCUUCACAAGGUUUUCACACACUGUUGCUGGUAUUUUGGCCCAUUCCUCCAUGCAGAUCUCCUCUAGAGCAGUGACGUUGUGGGGCUGUCGCUGGGCAACACGUACUUUCAACUCCCUCCAAAGAUUUUCUAUGGAGUUGAGAUCUGAAGACUGGCUAGGCCACUCCAGGACCUUGAAAUGCUUCUUACGAAGCCACUCCUUCGUUGCCCGGGCGGUGUGUUUGGGAUCAUUGUAAUGCUGAAAGACCCAGCCACGUUUCAUCUUCAAUGCCCUUGCUGAUGGAAGGAGGUUUUCACUCAAAAUCUCACGAUACAUGGCCCCAUUCAUUCUUUACUUUACAUGGAUCAGUCGUCCUGGUCCCUUUGCAGAAAAACUGCCCCAAAGCAUGAUGUUUCCACCCCCAUGCUUCACAGUAGGUAUGGUGUUCUUUGGAUGCAACUCAGCAUUCUUUGUCCUCCAAACACGACGAGUUGAGUUUUUACCAAAAAGUUAUAUUUUGGUUUAAUCUGACCAUAUGACAUUCUCCCAAUCCUCUUCUGGAUCAUCCAAAUGCACUCUAGCAAACUUCAGACGGGCCUGGACAUGUACUGGCUUAAGCAGGGGGACACGUCUGGCACUGCAGGAUUUGAGUCUCUGGCGACGUAGUGUGUUACUGAUGGUAGGCUUUGUUACUUUGGUCCCAGCUCUCUGCAGGUCAUUCACUAGGUCCCCCCGUGUGGUUCUGGGAUUUUUGCUCACCGUUCUUGUGAUCAUUUUGACCCCACGGGGUGAGAUCUUGCGUGGAGCCCCAGAUCGAGGGAGAUUAUCAGUGGUCUUGUAUGUCUUCCAUUUCCUAAUAAUUACUCCCACAGUUGAUUUCUUCAAACCAAGCCGCUUACCUAUUGCAGAUUCAGUCUUCCCAGCCUGGUGCAGGUCUACAAUUUUGUUUCUGGUGUCCUUUGACAGCUCUUUGGUCUUGGCCAUAGUGGAGUUUGGAGUGUGACUGUUUGAGGUUGUGGACAGGUGUCUUUUAUACUGAUAACAAGUUCAAACAGGUGCCAUUAAUACAGGUAACGAGUGGAGGACAGAGGAGCCUCUUAAAGAAGAAGUUACAGGUCUGUGAGAGCCAGAAAUCUUGCUUGUUUGUAGGUGACCAAAUACUUAUUUUCCACCAUAAUUUGCAAAUAAAUUCAUUAAAAAUCCUACAAUGUGAUUUUCUGGAAAAAAAAUUCUCAAUUUGUCUGUCAUAGUUGACGUGUACCUAUGAUGAAAAUUACAGGCCUCUCUCAUCUUUUUAAGUGGGAGAACUUGCACAAUUGGUGGCUGACUAAAUACUUUUUUCCCCCACUGUAUGUAUAUAACAACAUGCACGUUAGAGCGUGACCAUAUACAGUUAUCGGAGCAAAUACAUCCAUCAACAAAUACAACCACCAGCAAAUACAUCCACCAGAAAAUACAUCCACCAACAAAUACAUCCACCAGCAAAUACAUCCACCAGCAAAUACAUCCACCAACAUCUCCCACCAGGCCUGCUCUAGGCUACAAAACAACACCCAUACUGUAGUGUAUUCAAACACUUCCAGGACUCCAAUCAUUCCUAUCUUCACUUUCAUCCCUCUCCUCUCCAGAUCUCAGGGCGGACACUGGGGGAGAUUGUCCUGACCAUCAAGGUGAUCAACUGCUCGGUGCGCUCCAAGGGCUCUUGCCCGGUGGUGAGGGACAUGCCCUUCAGGCCAGAGGCAUGCUCCUCCACUGUGUGCCCCAACAGUACCAGGGUUAGCUUCUCCUUAGAGCUGCUCCAAGACCUGGCCUCCACUAGCUGGGACCUGGAGUGCUCCGUCAAACUCUGCUUCAGCGAGGUAUGUAGGUAGAGGAGAUAUGGGUGGUGGGGGGAAAGAGGGGUAUUGCUUUAUUGACUUAUGUGACAAAAUAUUUUUCUGUAAUUUCUUUUUGUAUCUUCCAAAUACAUUUUUCCAUUGAGCAUUUAUUCAUUAAAUCUUGAUUAAGUUUUUGUCUGACAUAUUUAUUUCAACAGCAUAACAGUAGCUAUGCUUCUAGUAAGUUUACUUUUAUAGUUAGACUGAAUAUGAAAUAUCAUAAACAGAGUUGAUUCUUAAAGUAAUAGUGUGUGCCAGCAUGUUUCACUAAACAAUGUUAAUUCUAAGCUGUAGCUUAGUCAACAAACCAAAUCUCCAGUGAACUUUCACUUCAUCAUCAAGGCAUUUUUGGUGUUUUGAGUUUACUUUAGUAGUUUUUAGUAUCUUUGGCAACAAAGCACACUUAAUGAUCUGUAUGUAUCACUCUCUCUUUUGGUAAUGUAUUGUAGAAAUGUGGAGAUGGAGGAAGAGUGAAGAGGAACUUGGAGGUCACCCAGACAUACAUCCCACCACCAAGUGAGUUUAGUUUUAACUACAAAGUUUUAAAGCCUUCCAGCUUUGUUGUUGUAGUGUAAUUUGUCCUUCUGGCAACCCCGUCCUUAUAUUUUCUCUUAUCAGCUUUGGCAUCAGGCAACAUUUACAGUACAAAUGAUAAUCCCAUUGUUAGCCCUAAACAGGAUUCAUAAAUUCAUAUUUGGGUAUAUUUUAAAACAUGACUCUUCUCUGUCAUUGAGAUGACCCCCAACUUCCCCUAUACUGUGCAAUCGUUUUUCAUUUAGAAAAAAAACAAACAAGAUAGUCAAAUGAAAUCAGCACUAACACUGCUGUCAAAUGCAACAAUAGGAGAGCCACCGCAUUGUCCUCCUCAACCCUCAAGAAUUCCUCUAUCGGAACAUUCCAUCAUCCAUUUCAUUCCGGCCACAGCAGAGGCUGGCCAGUCUGUCUGUCCAUCUCGGUUGUACUGCCUAGCAUCGAGCUCCACUCCAACAUUGGGCCCGUCAUCAUGGCGAUGAUGAGGUCAGGAUAUACAGAGAGAGACGGGUCGUGGAGGGGAUGUGAGGUGGGGCCUCCUCCUUAGGAAGGCCUGCAGCCUGACCUUGUGGCCACAAUCAGCCAGUAAUGACCCUUGGGGGGAUCCAUUGUGUCCGAGGUCUGGCCGCUGGGCCGUCUGUCCAAACAUGGGCCCCGGGCCUGGCGCUAUUGUCAGAGACAGAGGCCCCGAACACAAAGGGGGGAAGGUGUUACUCUUCAAAGGGAGGACAAUCUCCGGGCAGAUGAGUCAGGAACAAAUAUCGCAUUCCUCAACCGCUGUAUGCCCAGAAGGGAAGCCCAUAAUCAUGUUUUGGCUUACCACAUAGCUCCCCAAAUUUGGCCAACAAGUUAUUUUUUCCUGCAAUUUCCUUAGAGGAAGAGGAUACAGGUUGGAUCAUCAGCUCAUGUUGAUGGUGUUUUAGGCUGAUGCUGCCAGGCCCUCACUGCUCAUUUUUGUUAUUGUGUCCCUGUUUUGUCAGCCAACCCAUCAUGGUCCCUAUGUCAUGGAAAGGUAAUGUGAGUACGUGGAGGGACUCAGGGACUUGCUGUGAUGGAGGAUGAAUGGGAAUCCGUGGCAAGGGAUCAACGUUUCCUCCCAUUAAACUGCAGGCAACUCCUCAUUGACCUCAGCGCUCCUUUCAUCCAUGCCUGCCCACACAAAACAACUGGAGCCAACCAACUCUCUGACUCUUGGUUGCCUACGGUCAUGUAGUCAGUUCCGCUCAGUUCUUCUUCAGAAUUCUGGCCAGAGAAUUGGAGCUCAGUUGAGGCAGGCUGAGUAAUGCUAGCUGCUGCUGGGGGCCUCGCCUGCUUUGAUUGGCCAGGAUAUGGCUCCCCCUCGGCUGUCCUUCCUGUUUGGUAGCUGUCCCCCAGAGGACUCUUGGGAGUCGUAGUGUCGUAGUGCAGGCCUGCUGCUGUUCGUCCCCAUCCACCUCCUCCCCAACUGCGACACAGCUUCUACUUCCUGUCCCCGUUUGCUUUUCGGCCCAUUCUGGAAAACAAAUGUAAAGAAUACUUUAUAACAGGCUUCUGUUUACACAUGGACUGGGACAGGGCCUUUGAGUCUGUAAUGCUGUAGUAGAUAAUUCCCCUCCUAUAAAGAUAACUUUAAUCACUUACAAUCUAAUUCAUGAGAUUUUAUUGGAUGUAGCCUCCACAUUAGAUUCAUUACGAUGCCACACAAGCGUUUCAUUAUGUUGUGACAGCAGAGCAGUGAUGGAUUUUAAUAGGUUGAGGGGAUAAAUUAUCUUUAUUAUUCUUAUAGACUAAUGCAUGGAAACCAUCAAUAACAAUAUUAACAGGCUUGCAGGAUGGUGGCAAGAGGUGCAGCCAAACAAACAGAAUGCAGUUCCUCAUCCUUCCUGCAUCCUGUCUUUCCUGUCCUUCAAGAAAAUGGUCAAUGUUUGUGUAAAUAAAAUAGAAAUUUGAAGACAAUCAUGGUACCAAUAAUUGAUUCAAAUACACCAAAUGUAUGUCCUUGAACUUCCUUGAACCAAUUAUUUUAAAACCGCACGCAGAAGAACUUAAGGAUAAUUUAGUUGCUAAUGGCAGCCUGCAGUACCCCGGUCAGCCUUCAACUUGAAUUACUCAAUGAGAGGUGGCAGCACUGAGCCAGCCUGCAAAGUCACUUCCUGGAGGGUCAGUGAUAUCGGGGAUCCUUGUGACGUCCCUACCCUCCUAACCUUUACACUAACCCUAACCUUAACCAUAACCAUAACCUAACCUUAACACUUACCUUAACCAUUUUAAAUAUCAACGGGGUAGGGAUACUGGAUUGCACGGACGCUUCCUGGAGUAGCUCAAACUGCACAUGUUAUGUCUCCAUGAGAUGCCAUCUUAACUGACUUAAUUUGGCUUCAAUGAGCUAUUGAGUCUUCACAUAGGAAUGAAUGGUGUCACGUGACUGAUGGCUUUGUCCAUUCAUAUAUACAGUCAUUGUUAAGACACAGGAUGGCUUCUGCCCAGAGGACUGAUGAUUAGCUUCCUCCCAAAUUCUCAGGAUCCAUGUUGGAGAUUUCAAUUUGGGAAGAAGCAGAUGUUGGGGAACUUGUGUGUGUGUCUUUGUGUGUGUACGUUUGUGCACGUAUGAUCACGUGCUUCGAUGCACACGUGUUUGUUUGUGUGUGUGUCUGUCUGUGUGUGUGUGUGUGUGUGUGUGUGUGUGUCAGAGGCCUGUGUCAGUGCCAGAGCCUGUUUUCAGCAAAGCAAAGCUGAUUUGAGAGUUCCUUCGAGGGAGAGCAAUUUUGUCUCAGCCGUUGGCUCAAGAGUUGUUUUGUUUGCUCCUACGUCUGUAAUUGCUGGAAUGGCUUGUGUGGGACAAUGCCACACACAGGCUGCCCAGGGGGCACUGGCAGGGCCAAGCAGUGUGGUCACAAACUUAAAUUCACAUCGCAUGUUGAGAGAGCCAGAAAUUCAUCACAACAGUGAUAACCAUUUGUUUCCACAAACAGAUUUGGCCUCAAUUGUGCAAUGUGCUUGAGACAGAGAAAAAUGCAUGAGCUUGUAAUGUUAACUGAUUGUGUGCUGAGAAACACUGAUAUCCAUGGAUAUCCAACGACUCUACUAAACACCCCAAUGUGAGACAUGCAUUCAUGUGUUUCUCCUGUGUGUUCUAGUGGCGUGGAUUGACUUUGGUCUGUCAGCUGUGCUGGGCAUCGCCUUCGGAGGCUUCCUGAUCGGAGUUCUGCUCAUCGGAGCUCUGUGGUUAAUCAAGAUCCGCACAGGUGAGGCGUAGUCCACCUAUCUCUUUUGUGGUGUUACAUUUACAUACCAUACAAAAGUGUUUUUAAAGGUCUCUUUCUCUUGAUUUGAGGUCCCUUUUCAUUUAAACGUAAUUUUAAAACUGUAUUAUUUUGUUUUAUGGGAUCUAGGAUACCCCACCGGACUGGAUGUAGGGUCGACUGCUGCAAACCUCUCGGGUAAGAUGCUAGUCACUGUUUCUGAGUUCUAUUUUCCUUGAAGGGGGAAUAGUAAAGUAGGCAAACCAUAUGGAUGAGGUAAACCUGUCUCCUCCUCCUUUGCUGAUCUUUCUCAUGAUCACUAUCCCUUAAUCAACCAACCAAUCAGUCAAUCAGUCUUUAUUAUCCCAGAGGCAAUUGGUUUGCAAGCUGAAAUUGAGUUUGACAAAUUGGUUAAAACAAUUGGUUAACAUAAAUAAAAUAAAAAUCCUUUCUCCCCAGGAUGUCCUUGCUCUCUGACCAGCAAACGGCAACCUGUCUCCAACAACCCCUCCCCCUCUGAGAACAGUAGUGCCAACGCCAGCAUUGGCAGCACUCAGAGCACGCCAACCAGCAGCAUGGCA